Messenger RNA from Rotaria socialis, 363 nucleotides. Lineage: Eukaryota; Metazoa; Rotifera; Eurotatoria; Philodinida; Philodinidae. The record is from the annotation of a GenBank genome assembly.
AUGAGUUCUGAAGGAAAUCAUCGAUCAAGCUUUCAUCACGCCGAUACAAAUCAUAAUGGUGAAGCUUUUUCUUCUGCAGACUCUGCUGGUCCAACUGAAACAUUAACAUAUGAAAUUGGUCUCGACGUUGCUGUUGCUGGUUUUACACAAAAUCCUAUUGAAUAUGAAAAAUAUACUCAAUCUGCAAAUUCAACCAAAGGUCAUACAUAUGGUGUUGGUCCAGACGUUGGUAUUGGUGCACCACACGUUGCAAGAACAAGUAAUCAAUAUGAUCCAGCAGCUGCUAUGUUUCAUUUUGCUGAUGUCAAUAGUGAUGGAAGAAUUGAUCAAGGGGAAUUUGGUUCUUUCAUGCGUUCUGUUUAG